AUGGCUUCAUCAAAGGACAGUGAGCAAUCAAUAACAUCACCGGAACGACUUGGUGCUGUCUUAGCUAAUGUAUUACAAGAGCAACUGCUUGACGGUACGGAAAGUAUGUCGCAAACUGCGGCCUCAACUGCUCGAGAAGUUGUCAGCGAUUGGGAUAAUCUGAUUUUGUCGAACAUUAUUGGUGAAUCAACAGUUACAUCUGUAGAUGAUCCUCGUGUGCCGUCUGAUCCAUCUCUUGCGGCAACAGAGGCUUUGUACACCGACAAAAGACACAUUGAUUUCAUUCCGUGUCUCUUGGAAAAAGGAUAUGAGCCCAAAGGUUGGUUAGGUAUACUAAUUCGUGAUAAAUUAUAUAUUGAUUUUUCUUCACCGGAUAAUUUUGAUACGGUCUUUGAAGAAUUGAUUGCUGAAAUUCAGGUAAUUACGGACCGAUUACAGAUAUUACCUGGUGAGUAA
Molecule: messenger RNA, 456 nt
Organism: Rotaria sp. Silwood2
Lineage: Eukaryota; Metazoa; Rotifera; Eurotatoria; Philodinida; Philodinidae
Source: the annotation of a GenBank genome assembly